Cheilinus undulatus (humphead wrasse) is the source of this 5306-nucleotide messenger RNA. It is a transcript of the gene abcc5, whose product is annotated as ATP-binding cassette, sub-family C (CFTR/MRP), member 5. The record is from RefSeq and is a predicted model, not a curated record. Gene Ontology annotation, molecular function: ATP hydrolysis activity; ATP binding; ABC-type transporter activity. Gene Ontology annotation, cellular component: membrane. Lineage: Eukaryota; Metazoa; Chordata; Actinopteri; Labriformes; Labridae. The coding region runs from base 166 to 4347 and encodes 1393 amino acids. The transcript is spliced from 30 exons. Gene Ontology annotation, biological process: transmembrane transport.
CCGAGCAGCAUCUCGAGAGGAGAGCAGCUAUUUACUGCGGACCUGAAGGAGGACUGGACGCGACUGUGGACAGAGGAGACUGGGGACACAAAGAGACAGGUAGACAGCGUAACAACGUCAGAGCGCCACAGCGUCUGUUCUCGGCUCCAUGUGGUCCUAAAGAAGAUGAGAGAACAUGAGAGAGGACGGAGUGAGCCAGCAUCUCUCAGCGCUCUGCCGGGAUCAGAGGUCACACUGCACCACCAGCUGCAGGAUGUGUUGUGCCUAUGUGAGGACAGGACAGUUGGUUGCCGUGGUGAAGCAUCAGAGGGGGGUGGAGCUAACAAUCCUGACUGGAGAAGAGCAGGUGGACACAGGUUCAACCAUCCAGUGGAUGGCGCCGGUCUUUUCUCCUUCAUGACGUUUCAUUGGCUGACUCCUCUGGUUCUACACGCCCGGAGAAAAGGACAGCUCCUGUUGGACGACAUAUGGCCUGUGUCAGAGCGGGAAGGUUGCCAUGCCAACAGCCUAAGGCUGGCAUCUCUCUGGGAUGAAGAGCAGAGGUCGAAAGGCUGCGAGGCGUCUCUGUGCUCCGUGGUCUGGUCUUUCUGCCGGACUCGUCUCCUCCUCUCCUUCCUCUGUCUCACCGUCACUCAGAUCGCUGGCUUCAGCGGGCCAGCGUUCGUGGUGAAGCGUCUGCUGGACUACACCCAGCAGGACGAAGCAGACCUGGGCUACGGGAUGCUCCUGGUCCUCGGCCUUCUGACAACAGAACUGGUCCGGUCCUGGUCUCUGGCUCUGACCUGGGCCAUGAACUACAGGACUGGGUCCAGGCUGAGGGGUGCCAUCCUCAGUUUGGCCUUCCAGAAGAUUCUAAAGCUGCGUAGCAUCAAGGACAAGUCCAUGGGACAGCUGGUAAACAUGUGCUCCAGUGAUGGUCAGAGGAUGUUCGAGGCAGCGGCAGUGGGUAGUCUGUUGGCAGGAGGUCCCCUGGUGGCUGUACUGGGUGUUGCCUACAAUCUGUUUAUACUGGGACCAACAUCACUGCUGGGAUCAGCUGUCUUCAUCCUCUUCUACCCCACCAUGAUGUUCAGCUCCAGACUGACGGCGUUCUUCAGGAGGAGGGGUGUGGCCGUCACAGACAGAAGGGUCCAGAAGAUGAAUGAGAUCCUGAACUACAUCAAGUUCAUUAAGAUGUAUGCCUGGGUCAAAGCUUUCGCCCAGGAUGUUUGCAGGAUCCGUGGUGAGGAGAGAAGGAUCCUGGAGCUGGCUGGUUACUGUCAGAGCAUUACUGUGGGCGUGGCUCCAGUAGUUGUUGUCAUCGCCAGCGUGGCAACAUUCUCCGCCCACAUGCUGCUAGGAUACAACCUGACAGCAGCACAGGCCUUCACCGUGGUCACUGUGUUCAACGCCAUGACCUUUGCUCUGAAAGUCACACCCUUCUCUGUCAAGUCUCUGUCUGAAGCGUCCGUCGCCAUGGAGAGAUUCAAGAGUCUCUUCUUGUUGCCGGAGGUCGCUGGUGUUCGUGCACUGCCCUGUGACCCUCAGGUUGCCGUAGAGAUGUGUGGAGCCAAUUUGGCAUGGGACAUCGGUGGUCAGAGCGCUCAGUCCAGUCCAUGUGUCCGUGCAGCUGGUCGACAAAGGGACAGGUGUUUAAGCAGGGCGGUUCUUAAGGAGGAGCCAGAAGAGGCGGAUGAAGGGACUGGCUCCCUGCUAAGAGGACAAGAAGACCCCUCAGGCCCAGAGGACGAGGAUGACAGCCCCACCUUACUGACAGGUGCUGUCUCCUCACGCCUCCAGAGGACACUGCACUGCAUCAACCUGAGCGUGCCACAGGGGACGCUGUUGGGCGUGUGUGGAAGUGUUGGCAGUGGAAAAACAUCUCUGAUGUUGGCCAUCUUAGGACAGAUGACGGUGCUGGAGGGACGGGUGGCGGUCAGAGGACGGCUCGCCUACGUGGCUCAGCAGGCCUGGAUCCUGAACGCAUCGCUGAGAGACAACAUCCUGUUUGGACACGAGUACAACGAGGAGAGGUAUCAGGCUGUCCUGAGUGCCUGCUGUCUCCGACCAGACCUCAACCUGCUGCCCGACGCUGACCUGACAGAGAUCGGUGAGCGUGGCGCCAACCUAAGUGGCGGACAGCGACAGCGAAUCAGCUUGGCCCGUGCCCUCUACAGCAACCGGGACAUUUACAUCCUGGAUGACCCUCUCAGUGCCCUCGACGCCCACGUGGCCAAUCACAUCUUCCACAACGCCAUCAGGAAGCAGCUUCACCACAAGACGGUGAUCUUCGUCACCCACCAGCUGCAGUACCUGGUGGACUGUGAUGAUGUCAUCCUGAUGAGGGAGGGGAGUAUAGUGGAGCAGGGUAACCAUGACGACCUGAUGAAACUGAAUAUGGACUACGCCACCAUGUUUAACCACUUCCAGCUGGGAGACACGCCUUAUAUAGAGACUCCCAGUAGGAAGUCUGGUUCAUCUCAGAGGAAACCAGCAGACAGCAGACCAGGACCACUGAAGAAGAAGAACACACCGGUUACCAAGGAGAACGGGGAGGAGCAGCAGUGCGGGGGCGUGGCGUGGCCUGUGUUCCAGCUCUACAUGUCGUCAUGCGGUGGUUCCACCUCCUGCCUGCUGAUCCUGGCUCUGUUUAUUCUCAACGUGGGAAGCUCUGCAUUUUGCCAAUGGUGGCUCAGCUACUGGAUCAACCAGGGCAGUGGGAAUGCCACAGUAACCCUGGGCAACAGUUCAGCUGUGAGCACCAGCAUGAAGGACAACCCCCUGAUGCAGUACUACGCUGCUGUCUACGCCUCCUCCAUGGGCGCCAUGCUGCUCCUCAAAGUUGUCAGGGGCGUGGCCUUCGUCAAGGGAACUCUGCGUGCCUCCUCUAAACUCCAUGAUCAGCUCUUCCAUAAGAUUCUCCGCUGUCCUAUGAAGUUCUUCGAUGUGACCCCCACAGCCUGGAUCCUAAACCGGUUCUCCAAAGACAUGGACGAAGUUGACACGCGGCUGCCGUUCCAGGCCGAGAUGUUUAUCCAGAACCUGAUCCUUGUCUUUUUCUGCCUUGGAGUCAUCAGCUGGGUUUUUCCGUGGUUCCUGGUGGCUGUGGGUCCUCUUGUUUUACUGUUUGCAGUACUGCACGGGGUCUCCAGGGUCUUCAUCCGGGAGUUGAAGCGCCUGGACAACGUGACCAUGUCCCCCUUCAUGUCCCACAUCACAUCGAGCAUCCAGGGCCUGUCUACCCUGCAGGCCUACGGCCGGGGCCAUGACUUCCUUACCAGGUACCAUGUUCUGCUGGACCAGAACCAGGCUCCCUUCUACCUUUUCAGCUGUGCCAUGCGGUGGCUGGCUGUACGUCUGGACAUCAUCAGUGUGGCUCUGAUCAGUGUCACUGCCCUCAUGAUGGUCCUGAUGCACGGGAAGAUCCCCCCUGCCUAUGCUGGCCUCGCCAUCUCCUACGCUGUACAGUUAACAGGGUUGUUCCAGUUCACUGUGCGGUUGGCAUCUGAGACUGAAGCUCGCUUCACAUCCGUCGAGAGAAUCCAUCACUACAUCCAGUCCCUGUCCCAAGAGGCUCCAGCCCGGGUCAAAGAUCAGGCCCCUCCAGUUGACUGGCCCCAGCAGGGGGAGCUGGUGCUCAGGGAGGUGGAGAUGAGGUACCAGGCGAACCUCCCUCUGGUCCUCAACAGGAUCUCCUGCACAAUCCGACCUAAAGAGAAGGUCGGCAUAGUGGGAAGGACCGGAUCAGGAAAGUCGUCUCUGGGCAUGGUUCUGUUCAGGUUGAUGGAGCCUUGUGGCGGCUCCAUCCUGAUCGACGGUGUUGACAUCAGUGACAUCGGACUGGCCGACCUCCGGAGCAAGCUCUCAAUCAUCCCACAGGACCCAGUGCUGUUUAGUGGGACAGUCAGGUCUAAUCUGGACCCCUUCAACCAGUACAGCGAGGAACAGAUCUGGGACGCUCUGAGCAGGAGUCACAUGAAGGAAUGUGUGUCUCAGCUUCCACUGAAGCUGGAGUCCGAGGUUGUGGAGAACGGGGAGAACUUCUCGGUUGGAGAGAGGCAGCUGCUGUGUGUCGCCCGAGCUCUGCUCCGACAGUGCAAGAUCCUGAUCCUCGAUGAGGCGACCGCUGCCAUGGACGCUGAGACAGAUGCUCUGAUCCAGGAGACCAUCAGGACGUCAUUCCAGGACUGCACCACCCUGACCAUUGCUCACCGCCUCCACACCGUCCUCGCCUGUGACCGCAUCAUGGUGCUCAACAACGGACAGGUGGCAGAGUUUGAUGAGCCCUCCAAGCUGCUCGCCAAUGAGAACUCCCGGCUGUGCUCCAUGCUUGCUGCGGUGGAAAACAAGAUCUCGGUACGAGGAUGAAGAGGAGGGAGAUGAGGAGGACCGGAUCAGGUCCCGUCUGCUCUGCUGUCUAAGGGGUGAAGAAUAAACUGACCGUAAGCUGCUCAUCCUCCUAACCUCCACAGGUGUGUCUGAGGCCUGAUAGGGAUCAGGUCUAUCCUUAAUGAUGAGCUGGCAGCGUGUGAUUGGUCAGAAGAGUAGAAACAGUACCACGGGUUAGCUCAUCAGCUCAUAGAGGAGCUGUUAGACCUGGGAUUAUUUCAGUGAUUUUAGAGCAGCCAGAAAGAGAGCAGACGUCUGUCCACUUCUCCAUGUCAGCCAGGACUUCUGGGCUGAGUACGGUCCCUCCUGAAUUUUCUCUGACCCCGAUGGAGAGGUCGAGGGAAGAAGUGAAGGAGAGUAACAGAGGACUGGCUGACUGUGGAGAGCCUGGGGUUAAAGCUUCAGCGAGGCAGCUGGAACACCUUAUACCUGCCAUCAUCACAACCAGCCUGUUUACAUGUAGACACUUCUAUGAAUUUAUUUCUGUUUAUAUUUGAUCUUUAUAAGAAUAUUGUUGGAGUCUUCAUAUCAGGGGUCUAUGACCUCCAAGAGCUUCUUUAUAAAACAAAAAUGAUAGGAGUGACCAAGAGCAACCUGCAUCACAUUCCCUACAUGUAGAGACAAAAUAAAUCAAAGCUCUGCCUCAAACACAGUGAUACGCAGAGAGAACACAUCAUAGACACACAGUACAUUCACAUGCAGUCAGAGAGAGUGGAAUUAUUGUGUUAGUGCAACUGGAACUGCACCCGUAACAUCCAUGCCAACGUGUAAAGGCAAGACUGAAACCUUUUCCAUCAGAUACACGUAAGCAGAUGAACAUUUUUACGAUCUGGGCCCCAAUCUCCUAGAAGGCAGUAGUUGUGGGUCCUGAUGCUAAACUAGUGGAAAACCACUAUUAUAAAGGAUGACAUCAUCAUUUUCAAAGGCAAGGAUGAAAU